This is a messenger RNA of Emiliania huxleyi CCMP1516, 1752 nucleotides long. RefSeq lists its product as hypothetical. The record is from RefSeq and is a predicted model, not a curated record. Bases 1 to 1752 code for a protein of 583 amino acids. NCBI's taxonomy places the organism in Eukaryota, Haptophyta, Isochrysidales, Noelaerhabdaceae. The transcript has 9 exons.
AUGCCGAGCGAGGUCGGCCGCUUCUCCGGCUGGAACAGCUCGACAUACGCGGCGGAGUUCUUGAGCGCGUUCGGCGGCCGCACAGAGUACCCGGCCAAGGCGCUCUGCGCCUUGGGCGACGCCAUCGAGCGGGCGGGCUCGCUCGAGACGGCCGCCGUGGCGAGCGCGCUCCGCAGCACGUCGCUCGUCGAGUUCUUCACCAGCAGCAUCUCCUUCAACGCCGACGGGCAGAUGGAGGGGAUGGACUUCCCUGUCGUGCAGUACCCGCCCGGCGCGGCGUCGCUCGGGCUACGCUACGAGGUUGUCUUCGACGCAAAGGAGCAGGAGAACGUCUCCUUCCCCACGCCGCGGUGGAAGCUGCGCAAGUGCGCCAACGAGGGCAACUGCACUGCUGGCAACGGAACCUGCCGAGCCGACGGCCGCUGCUCCUGUCUGCCGGGGCGGAGCGGCGACUUGUGCGAGGCGGUCGAAGAAUCGUCUGCGUGGGAUCGUGUCAAGGUCAAAGUCAUCGCGGCGCUGGCGUCCGGGCUGAUUGCGUUCUGCCUCUGCGCCUGCUUGGUCUACGUGCGGUUGCGGCGGCGGCGGAGGCACCUCAAGGGCAUCAUCAGGCCGACAGCGGAGCGCAUGCCGGGCGCUGCUCGAGCGCGGGUCAUCUCUGCUAUGGGGCUGCCGGAUGGGCGGUACCACGUCUUCCUCUCCCACGUGUGGUCGAGCGGGCAGGACCAGGCAAAGGCGCUCAAGGGGCAGCUGCAGCGGUACGUGCAAAACAUCUCGCCCUUCCUUGAUGUCGACAACUUGGACGACACCGCGCGGCUGGAGGAGCACAUUGGCAACUCGGAGGCCGUGAUCGUGCUGCUGACGGGCUCGACCGCCGUCGCCGACGGCGCACCCGCCUCCGACUACAUGCGCUCCCUCCCGCCGCUGAUUCUGCUGCUGGAGACGGACCCGUCGCACGGCGGAGUGCCGCUCGACGUCCACCGUGCCGAGUGCCCCGACGAGCUGCGCGAGCAUGUCUUCGCGGCGCCGCUGGUGACGUGGCACCGGCUGCGCCCCUUCCAGAUGUGCUCGAUGAAGCUGCUGAUCGUCGAGCUGCUUCGCGCGUGGAAGGCGGCCGGCGCAGACCAGCCCAUCUUCCUCCCGGGCGACCUCCUCCGCUCGCCGCCGCCGCCGCUCGCGACCAAGAGGAGCCUUCACGUCUACUUCUCGCGGGACAACGCCGGCGCGGCUGCGGUGGCGGCUGGGAUCGCCGAGGCCAGUGGCCAGCAGCUGCGCAGCACGGACGACCCGGCCCAGGCGCGUGCGGCGUGCGCCUUUCUGCUGUACCUGAACGGCGCCACCUUUGCGGCGGGGGAGCGGGCGGAGGCGCUCGGCCGCGAGGUGCAUGAGGCGUUGGAGGGCGACCGGCCGUUCGUGUUGGUCCACGAGCGGCGCGACGGCGAUGCGGGCGCCGCCACCUUCGACGACAUCAUCGCGGCGACGCCCGCCGCGCUGCGUGAGGCGGGCAUCUACCGCCCGAUCGCGACCCCGCUGCACGGCGGCCCGCAUGCCGACGUGUCGUACCGCCUGAUCCUCGAAAGGAUCGACGCAGCGUGCGGCUCAGGCGGAGGAGGAGUCGGCGGGAUCCUCAGCGACGCGCUCAACCUGACCGAGAAGCUGACAGGGCUCGAUCUCGACGACGACGGCCACGUCGGCUCUGAGCAGUCGGCGAGGGAGGCUAAAGGAGCUAAGUCUACGAUCACUGUCGCCAAGUGA